ACAACACCUCAAAGCACGCCUCAACGGGAUUUUCUCCCUUUUUCCUCAUGUAUGGCAGGGAACCCAUUCUUCCUGAAGAUGUGGAUGAACCUGAGGGAAACGCCGAAGCAGACGAACCCCGACCAAGUGGGAGUGAACAACAUGCAGAGGUCAAUAAGAGAGUUACUAGAAUGCGAGAGUCUAUAGGGCAGAAAGUGCUUAAAAACAUCAAGAAGGCCCAGGGGCGACAAGAAACGCAUUACAACAAGAGGAGGAUCUCUCAAAACGAUAUCCCCGUUGGAACUAAGGUCCUGAAGAAAAAUUUGGUACGAUCGGAUCGAAAAGGGGGAAAAUCUGCGUUACCUUGGCUGGGCCCGUAUGUCAUAAGGAGCAAGACCAAGAGCGGGGGAUACUUGUUAACGAACGAGGAUGGUAUCCACUUGAAAUCCUCAAUAAACGGGGCGAACUUAAAGAUAUGGCAUAAGGGGCCGUCUGAGAAUGAAAAGAAAUAA
Molecule: messenger RNA, 491 nt
Organism: Lineus longissimus
Lineage: Eukaryota; Metazoa; Nemertea; Pilidiophora; Heteronemertea; Lineidae
Exons: 3
Coding region: 48-491 (147 amino acids)
Source: RefSeq, a predicted model, not a curated record